Molecule: messenger RNA, 1875 nt
Organism: Melampsora larici-populina 98AG31
Lineage: Eukaryota; Fungi; Basidiomycota; Pucciniomycetes; Pucciniales; Melampsoraceae
Exons: 1
Coding region: 1-1875 (624 amino acids)
Source: RefSeq, a predicted model, not a curated record
AUGUUUGACUUCAAAAAAUUACCUAUCUUAUGGGUUUAUAUUUGUUUUGGCUCUUUGAUUUCUACCUCUUUCUUAGAUGAAAGAUUCCUUCAAGAUACUGAUCCAUCAUUGUUUGCAUCUCCAGAAGGAAUGAUUGGUCUCCAAACCUUUCCAUCUAUAUCAGGUCAAGAUGCCAGCACUUCUUCAGGUAUAUUUUUGAAUUCAAAUUCCAGGACAAAACAUCAAAUACAAAGAGAUGUGAUUGACAACCCUGUCAACCCCAAAGCAAUCAUACCAGAUUUGAAUGAUCCCUAUAUAGAUGAAUCUACAUCUACUUCAUCUGAACUGGGUCAGAGAGAGGAUAACCUUCCAAAUGAUGGGGUGAAUACCCCACAUGCAGAGGCCAUAACAGUAGAAGACCAGGAGCAUACAGAUUCAUACAGCUUGUCAUCAAACAUGAUGAAGGAUCAUAGGGGAAAACGUAAGCAAAUCCCUACUUAUCUUCAAGAGAAAAGAACAAAAACUUCAUCAGGAAUAGAAUUUCAGGAUGUGACAACUCAGAAAAGCUUGCAAAGAGCUCCAUCUAUUGAAAAUGAGAAGUUGGAUAGAAGAAUCAUGUACUCUGUCCUCAAAUGGCAAGCUAGAUUGUCAUUAGGAAAGAAAUAUGGGCUGUCUGAAGAAAUCAAAUCUUACUUUAAGACAAUGAAAGAAUAUAGUAUAUCAAACAUUUCAAACCAAUCAAAACAAACUCAUUACAAAAAACAAGUUGAGAUUGCUUUUGAAAAGAUCAAGACUGAUCUGGUUUUCAGAAUCUUUGGAAUAGUGAAUGUGAGCUUUAGAGGGGCGCAGUUUUCACCAUUGAUACCCCUUUUGCUUGAGGAUGCAUGGAAUUUUCUACAAUCUUACCUGGAUCAAGAAAUCUUGUGGGUUGAUCAUGCGAAAUUAUUGGAACUGACUUUGAACAAAACAAAACCCAAUCAACACUUCUUAAAGCCUGGCCAACUCAUGAUAUACACCCUAAGCCUAUCAAAACAAACAAACAUGCCUUCAAGCCUGACAUUAAAAGUGAUAAGAGAUUGGAAAAGAUUAUCAACUUAUAAGCAAGUUAUAUCCAGAAUAUCAUUGGACCCUGCAUCUCUAUCAGUUGACUGUGCAAGAUUGUAUCAAGAAAGGGGAGAAGAAAAAAAGAUCCGAGCUAGAAACCCCACACACUCAAAUCAAUUAGAUACUCCCCCAGUUUCAUUAAUUGAUACAAACACUGGAGGACAAACAUUUGCCCUCAGAAAGUUCUCCAGCUUUAUAAAGAGAUCUGGAAAUCAAAUUAUUGGGGCACAAAGAAGUCAAGCAGUUGCAAAUUUUUUCACCGACUUCAGUAAAAUGAUGUGGGACAGCUAUCAAGGAAAUAUGAGACCAAUUGGUCAAUCCAUAGAUGCUCCAACCAACAAAGUGGGUCUUAGUUGGGCCAUAGUUGAGGGUGCAAUGAGAGCUGCCCAAGAGUCAAUCACACCCUCCUUCAUAGGCUUGUUGGGGCUCAUGCAUCCAGAAAAAACCUCCCCCAUGGCUUGGGAUGAUAUUUAUGAAAAUGGCUGGGAAUUCUUGAAAUCCUAUUUUUCUACAUGGCAUAGAUAUAUUUCAGAAACUGCACAUCCAAUAUUUUUUGAUCCACCAAAGGAUGCAAAAGAUGAGAUUGAAUGGGCCAACGUCAAGGAAACACUUCAUUACCUGCAUAGACUGUCUUGUGAUAAUGCUUUCCCUUGCAGGCCUAUAUGGUACCUUGUGGACUUGUGGUAUGAUUCAAUAAGAAGUGAUAGUAACACCAUGUCUUCAAACCUCAAUGUUUUACCCCCACACCGGGAAAAAAUGAAAAUCAAGUGCAUCCAAUUGGAUGAUCAAUGA